AUGAAAAUCUACAUCUGUACAUUCAACGCGUGCGCAUAUUUGAUAUUUUGUAAGCAUACAGUUCUGUGUACAUUAGAUCUGUAAAGUGAAGAUAUUUAGUUUAAAUAAUUCUUUAGUACAAUUCAUUUUUAUCAUUAAACAUGUCUGCUAAAUCUAAAGCAUUUACUAAAGAAGAAGAAUUACUUCUUCAAGAUUUCUCACGAAAUGUAUCAACAAAAUCAUCAGCAUUAUUUUAUGGCAAUGCGUUCAUCGUUUCUGCUAUUCCAAUAUGGCUUUUCUGGAGAAUACAUCUAAUUGACCUAUACUCAAAUAUUUUCUCCUUUGUAUUUAUAACAAUAUUCAGUACUUAUGGUUUAGCUCUUGCUUACAAGAACACAAAAUUUGUCCUCAAACAUAAGAUUGCUGUGAAAAGAGAAGAUGCUGUGACCCAAGAAAUGAACAGAAAACUAUCAGAAGAUAAGAAAAUGAGUAAGAAAGAGAAAGAUGAGAGAAUAUUAUGGAAAAAGAAUGAAGUGGCUGAUUAUGAAGCUACAACAUUCUCUAUUUUCUACAACAAUGCACUGUUUUUGGCAAUUGUUAUUUUCUGUUCUUUUUAUAUUUUAAAAACAUUCAAUCCUGCUUUCAACUAUGUUUUAUCAGUUGGAGCAACAAGUGCAUUUUUAGCUCUUCUUUCCACUGGAUCACAAUAGUAAUGUUUUUAUUAAUUAUUAUCAUUAGUUUUCUAUCAAUUUGUAUUUAUUCGAAUAAUACAACAGUAAUUAACAUGUUAUCGACAAGUUUAUUUACUGUUUGACAAUAAAAAGAACUGGAUUAUGAUUAUUUUAUAAAUAAGAGUUUAAUGAUAUUAAUUUGAAUAUAAGUCGUAUUUACGAACUAUAAAUAUUAGAAUUCUAAUCAAGCAUUUAUAUAUGCUAACUAAAUUCCUGCUCUCCAUGAAGCAUCUUUGCCAAAUUCAUCUGUCAACAAACAACCAAAUGAACACCUGUAGAUGUUUUCAAAGACUCAGGCCAAAUAGUUAAUUGUAAAUUUCCCGAUCUACGACAGAAUUUCUAAAGUUAUAUCUUGUGGCGUAUUUGCUAUUUUUAUAAUAUGCUGUUUUUCUGAAAAGUUAUACUUUUUAACAUCAAAGUGAAUAACAAUUACAUGCUAAUACUUUAAUAUUUAAUUGGGUCAUUUGAAAUUUUUCAUAUUUAUUUAAAAAUAAAUCACGAGACUCACGUGUUUGGAUUGACUCCAAAUGAAUUUAUCGCCAAAUUUCAUCUUUUAUGUACUAAAUUUUACAAUUAAUCAUCAAUAAAUCAUAUCACUUAUCUAUUCAAAUUAUGAAUUACUCAUUCAUUUAAGCUAUUCAAUAUCAGAUGAUGUUUACCAUAAAAU
Chelonus insularis is the source of this 1377-nucleotide messenger RNA. Its product is annotated as translocon-associated protein subunit gamma. Gene Ontology annotation, cellular component: endoplasmic reticulum; membrane. The record is from RefSeq and is a predicted model, not a curated record. Gene Ontology annotation, biological process: SRP-dependent cotranslational protein targeting to membrane. Bases 141 to 689 code for a protein of 182 amino acids. NCBI's taxonomy places the organism in Eukaryota, Metazoa, Arthropoda, Insecta, Hymenoptera, Braconidae. The transcript is spliced from 3 exons.